Molecule: messenger RNA, 474 nt
Organism: Sorghum bicolor (sorghum)
Lineage: Eukaryota; Viridiplantae; Streptophyta; Magnoliopsida; Poales; Poaceae
Product: FAS1 domain-containing protein SELMODRAFT_448915
Exons: 2
Coding region: 25-474 (149 amino acids)
Source: RefSeq, a predicted model, not a curated record
GACAUUGCCACCACGGCGCAGGAGAUGCAGCGAGCGCGCUACUUCACCUUCGUCAUGCUCGUCAGGAUGGUGCAGGAGAAGAUACCACGUAACACCACCUUCCUGAUGCCCAACGACAGGCUGCUGUCCACUGCAUCCAUCUCUGAGAGCCAGGUGCUGGAGUUCCUAUCCAGGCAUUCCAUCACUGCGCCCCUGAUGUUCAACGACCUCAUCAGGCUUCCCAAUGGAACAGUAGUCCCCACCCGCCACUUGGGUGACAUGAUCACUGUAACCAACAUCAAGCAUCAGAAGCUCUACUUCAACGGCAUCGAGCUCACAAGUCCUGAUCUCUGCCACUUGGGGGAGUCAUUCAGGUGCCAUGGAAUAAAUGGAGUCAUAAGGCCAACAGCAACACGAAGAGUAAAAGCGGCAACUUGCACUCGCUACACCGCUCCAACUUCUGCAGCACCAGAGAAGACUAUUCUUGUUCAAUGA